Porites lobata is the source of this 1666-nucleotide messenger RNA. The record is from the annotation of a GenBank genome assembly. NCBI's taxonomy places the organism in Eukaryota, Metazoa, Cnidaria, Anthozoa, Scleractinia, Poritidae.
AUGUUAAAUAACAAGCUAAAGCUGAACAGUGGGAAGACUGAAAUUAUAGUUUUUUCAUCCUCCUAUCACCCACGUCCUGCCUUAAAAAACCUGGUGAUUGCCUUUGACACUGUUGACUGUUCAACUACUGCUAAAAAUAUUGGGUUUAUUUUUAGUAACUCUCUAUCGAUGUUGCCGCACGUUACUGCCGUUUGCAAGUCUUCGUUUUUUCAUUUACGCAAUAUUUUUAAGAUUCGCAAGUUUCUUUCUUAAGAUACAUGUAAAACUCUAAUUCAUGCCUUUGUUACUGCAAGGAUCGACCUAUUGUAACUCAUUGCUCUACGGUCAGCCUAAACGUAUCUCGAAACGUUUACAGAGUGUCCUAAAUAGUGCUGCUAGGCUUUUUCACCUUACUAGUAGAUAUAGAAAAUAACACAGCCCUUUCAGAAGGGGCCAAGGCCAGGGAGAUUUUGUCAUCCCCUAAUACAGUGGAAUAUAUGUCAUCAGAGGAAAGUGAUCCGGGGGAUACGACAGAGGAACGAUCAAGAGGCCCCAAGCCAAGAAAGAUCAAAAAGCUGUCAUGGGAACGAAGCAAACUGAAAAACAUCAAAGAAAUACUGGACAAAUGUUAUUUGUCAGGGCUUAAUGCUAAGCAGCGUAGGACCAGCGCGCAUGUAAGCAGAUACGACGAAGUGUCUCCACGGCCUUGCCCUGUUGAUGGCCCUCGUUGGGCAGUUUGCAGUCAGUGAAAUCAUGCACAGUAUUUACCGUGUAAGUGAAGACUUACUUCUUAUGUUAAUUCAUUUGUGCAUUGGAAUCUUUAGACUAGUUUUACGCUAUGAGUUCGGAGUAUUCUUUUUUCAACUUUUGCUGUGCAACGAAAUUAAUCAACAUUCAAACACAAAGAGUGGGAAUAACUGCCAACACGUAACGGGUAAAACAUAAAAUAAGCCUUAAAACAUUUAUAAAAGAAGACAUGAAUGCCAAGCUUAAUAUAACCUGCGAUCAGGCGAUUUUUUUUUUUUGGUGGGAGAAAGAAAAAUACGCCUGAUACAAUUGUUUGUCAAUUCGUCUGCAUCUAGUCCACAAUCUGGACUUCUUUCUGAUUGGUCGUGAAACAAUAGACAAAAUGAACCUUUAUUCUGACUGGUUACCCUGUAAAGAGGUUUCACAUCCGGUCUAAAAAUACUCUGAGCAAGACGAAUUUUCAUCAUGGCGGUGGUAGUGCAAGACAGAGAAAGCGAGUUUGUAUCAGCUUUAGCUGCGUCUCUCGAGGGUUUUGUGCACAGAACUCUUAAAGAGCAACAAAGGGAGUGUAUUCGGCGAAUUGUUUGUGAAAAAAAAGAUGUUUUCGCUGUGCUUCCCAUGGGAUUCGGCAAAAGCGCCAUCUAUCAGUUGAUACUCAGUGUUGUCGCUUAUGGGGCAUACUGCAGAUGACAUUAAAACAACUGUUGCUGUAGUAAGUCCCUUGGACUAUAUUCGAAAGCAACAGGUUGCUGCCAUAGAAAAGUUAAACUUUGGAAUCAGCGCUGCAGCUAUGGGUGAAUCCUAUUUGAACAACAAAGAAAUCGAAGAAGGAAGAUUUGAAAUUGUCUAUGAAAGCGCUGAACAAUGGCUGAGCGAUCGAUGGCGGAAAGCUUUGCAGUUUGGCGCUCUCCAUCAGACUAAGGUGUUGGUUGUUGAUUAA